This is a messenger RNA of Saxophila tyrrhenica, 912 nucleotides long. RefSeq lists its product as uncharacterized. The record is from RefSeq and is a predicted model, not a curated record. The coding region runs from base 1 to 912 and encodes 303 amino acids. The transcript has a single exon. Lineage: Eukaryota; Fungi; Ascomycota; Dothideomycetes; Mycosphaerellales; Extremaceae.
AUGGCGGACAUGGGAACGAUCCAACCUCUGCCCUUCUACGCCGAGUGGUCAGGCCACCCCAUCGCCGACCUCUCGCUCGCACACCAGCGCAUUCGCACUGCCAGCGACAAACCUGUGGUCUUUCUGGCAGGCGACUCGAGCCUGGACAACAAAGCAUGGGUUCCGUCCGACGGUGCAGGCGGACAAAUGUUGCCAGGGCGGAUACCAGAGAUCUACAACAGCUUUCUGAGUAGUCCAAACCCCAAGCCGGAUGUUGCAUACUUCCUCAAUCAAGCUCUCGAAGGUAAGGCCUCCGUCAUCAACGCAGCAGUCGAGGCAUCUCUUCUCCGGCAGCGAGACGAUGCGCUGCUGCCCCAUGACGAACUCAUCCGCGACAGCAUUCGUCCUGAAGACGUACUCGUGGUCUCCGUAGGCGCAAACGACAUCGCGCUAUCUCCCACAACAGCCACCGCCCGCCACAUGCUCCAGCUUGCCUGGUUCACGCCAAAGAGCUCGAUCGAAAAUGGUACUGCCUCGUCUUUGCGCUACUUCAGGAACAUGUUCGGGGCCCAAUUACAAGCCUACAUCGCCCGGCUCGUCGCGAAGCACAAGCCUCGAGCAGUCAUAGUUUGCAUGAUCUACUACCCGCUCGAGGCCCAGGCGAGUUCGCAAAGCAGCUGGGCAGACGCGCAAUUGAAGAUGCUGGGGUAUGGCUGGUUCCCUGGUCAGCUACAAGCGGCUAUCAAGCAGAUAUACGAGUCUGCCACGAUGAGAAUUGAGGUGGAGGGCACCAACAUCAUACCGUGCGAUCUGUAUAAGGCGCUGGAUGGCAAGACUGAGGCAGACUAUGUUGCACGAGUAGAACCGAGCGUUGAGGGUGGGCGGAAGAUGGCUGUGUUGUUGAAGCGAGAGCUUGAUGGCACAUUUGGGUGA